AUGGUGACAGCUAUUCUGGGCAAGAAGAAUGUUACAGCUGAUGAAAACUGUGAUAUGGAGGGUGAGCAACCAGACGAAGAGCAGGAAAUGGAUUUUGGGGAAUUUGGGGGGGACAACCAGUAUUGGGCAGAUGGCGGCAGCAUGGACGAGAAUGGAAUGCAUAGUGAUGACGAUGAAAUAGACAAUGACGAAAUAUCCAAUGCACAAUUGGAGUUGUGGAAGCACGAUUCACUCAACCUGGAGGCAACGGAUCCUGCAAGUGAAUCAAUAGAUAUAUUGCAGCUGCACAAAGACGACACAUACAACAAGAAAAUUGACGGCAGCAAAUGUAGCGCCCACCUCGAAGCUUUCACUUGGCAUAUUCGGAGGAUUCUAGUCGAAGAUAGCGGCCUUUUUGAUCACUAUCGUGAGCGACUGGGAAGCCCAGAUGUUGUGCUUCAGAUUCCACUGCAGAAGACCAACCAGAUACCCUGUCAAGUGAUGAAGAUCAAGCAGUCAACUACUGAUGGGAACAUGGAAGUAAUGGAAAACCUACUUAAGCAAGGUGGCAUAGGUGACCCCAAGGAUGAUAGCUUUGAUCCUGUGCAUGACGUGGAUAUGUCAGAAUAUGUCCUAUUCAUUCAUGAUGAUCUACUUACAAAGGAGCAACUGGACACUGUCCGAAGAUUGCAACAAAUCGAAAACACACCAAAAAACAGGUUCCAGUACCUCAUUUCCCUUCCCAGCCUUUUCCACUACAAGAUGGCUUGUGCUGAUGCAAUCUGGAGGACAUAUAUCCAGCCCAAGGACUCUCGCGGUGACCAUAAUAGCUUAUAUGAGCAUAUCGGGUGUCUUCAACCAAAAGACGCAUUGAAAUUCAUCAGCAAACCAGGUUUCCGACGCAUGCAUGAGGUUAUUCACCACGAUCUCACAAUCUUGAUGCUUGAUUGCUGGAGAGUGAAGGUGAAGAAGAAAAAUGGUCAGAUCACAACACUGGAGUUGUUUGCCAGUUCACAACCCACCUGGGACGAACUUAUUCAGAUGUCAUACAACAUUGUUGUGAACUACAUGGUGGCUGGAUCCAAUCUACGUCAAGCAUGUUCAAAAGCUGUAGAUGAAAGGGACAAACAGUUCGAGAACCAAAUUCUGCGGAAUUGUGAUGAGCUGCUGUAUGUUGAUCUCUGCCAGGCAAUGAACAGUGGGGAUAUUUGUUGCGUAGAGGCAUCCUUCCUUCCGUGGAUUGAUAUUUUUGCUGCAGUUGGAAAGCAUAAAUAUGCUGCGCAAAUUGCGAAGUUCACAAGUGACUUAUGA
Messenger RNA from Suillus subalutaceus, 1290 nucleotides. RefSeq lists its product as uncharacterized. The transcript is spliced from 2 exons. Lineage: Eukaryota; Fungi; Basidiomycota; Agaricomycetes; Boletales; Suillaceae. The record is from RefSeq and is a predicted model, not a curated record. Bases 1 to 1290 code for a protein of 429 amino acids.